AUAUAUCUUACUUGCUUCAUGAGCUUACACCAACUGAGAUGAAAGAAACCAAUUGAGGUCAAAAAUUUCUGUAUGACUAUUAAUUCAUCAGCCCAACUUUUGUUUUUUAUUUUUUAAUAUUCGAAAAUUAUCCAAAGAUUAUGGACCCACUAAGUAAAAUGGGAGAAAAUGAAUGGGUGAUGAAUGUGAAUGAAGAACUUGAGAACAUGGGGGAUUCAUCGACGGAAAUGGAGCAAUGGAAGAAACGUUCAAUCUACCGUGUUCCCUCUUCUGUGACCGACCUAAACAAAAGAGCAUACAAGCCACAAUCUGUAUCAUUCGGGCCAUACCAUUAUGGAGACCCAAAUUUAAAAUCCAUGGAAGAGAACAAACAGCGUGCUCUCCUUCACUUUUUGAAAAGAUACAAGAAGCCUUUUGAAUGUUAUGUUGAAGCUGUAAUGGGCAUCGUAGAAGAUCUCAAGCAUGCAUAUGGUUCACUUGAUCAUAAAUGGCAUCAAGAUACACUCGGGUUUGUAAAGAUGAUGAUCUUGGAUGGAUGUUUCAUGUUAGAAAUCUUGCGUGCUUCCACUACCGAAGAUGGUGAUAUGGGUAAUGCAGAAGAUGUUGAUGAUUAUGCUUCCAAUGAUCCGGUUUUCAGCAAACAUGGAAAGCUUUAUAUCAUGCCUUACCUCAAACGUGAUAUGCUCAUGCUCGAAAACCAGUUACCCAUGUUGCUUCUUUACACGCUUGUUGCUGUUACAAAACACGAAAACGACCCACACCAGCAUGAUGAAGAGCUUGUAAACAAAAUGGUGCAAAAAUUCUGCUCACCCUACACUCGGGUCGCAAAAAAGGGGAGAUGCCUGCAUCCAUUGGAUAUCUAUCGAAAGAGCCUACUAUGGGAGAAUCCACACCACAAGAAGAAAACGCUUACAAAGUCCUACCAUCGGUUAGUCAUAGAAGAAGGUGAUGAGAUUGUUAGAUCAGCUACAGAGCUAUAUGAAGCAGGAAUUCGAUUCAGGAAAAGCAGAACAAGAAGCUUAAAAGGCAUAUCUUUUGAAGGUGGGGUCCUCAAGCUUCCGCCGGUAAUGGUGGAUGAUGCAACUGAGUCACUGUACUUGAACCUGAUAGCUUUUGAAAGACUUCAUGUCGGGGCUGGAAAUGAGGUGACUUCUUACAUAUUUUUCAUGGAUAAUAUCAUUGAUAAUGCGAGGGACGUUAGUCUUUUGCAUUCACAAGGUAUAAUCCAGAAUGCAAUUGGCAGUGAUAAGGCAGUGGCUAAGCUGUUUAACUCAUUAUCAAAGGAUAUCACUUUGGAUCCAGAUAGUGAACUAGACGUCGUUCAUAAGCAGGUUCAUAGUUACUGCAGGAAGCCAUGGAAUGAGUGGCGUGCAAAUCUCAUACACACGUAUUUCAGGAGCCCAUGGGCGAUUCUGUCAGUUCUUGCUGCAAUUUUGCUUUUUGCACUCACUAUUGUUCAAACAGUCUACACUGUUUUCCCUCCUCAAUGAUUCCAGCCUCCUGCUCUGUAUAUAUUCAUAUGCCUAUCUAUAUUCUGGUUUCAAAUCUCUUUAUCCCUUAUGUAUGAAAGCAACCAAUCGAUAGUUCGGAAUAAUUUUUUUC
This is a messenger RNA of Erigeron canadensis, 1602 nucleotides long. Its product is annotated as UPF0481 protein At3g47200-like. The coding region runs from base 141 to 1490 and encodes 449 amino acids. Lineage: Eukaryota; Viridiplantae; Streptophyta; Magnoliopsida; Asterales; Asteraceae. The transcript is spliced from 2 exons. The record is from RefSeq and is a predicted model, not a curated record.